AUGGUGAACACCAUCUUCAUAUCACAAAGCAAAUAUGCCAGAAGCAUUGUUAAGAAAUUUGGUUUAGACAAUGCAAGUCAUAAAAGGACUCCAGCUGCAACUCAUAUCAAGUUAACUAAAGAUGAGAAAGGAGUCUGUGUUGAUCAAAGUAUUUACAGAAGUAUGAUUGGGAGUCUUCUCUAUCUCACUGCAAGUAGCCCAUAUAUCACCUUUGUUGUUGGUGUGUGUGCUAGAUAUCAAGCUGAACCAAAGGCUAGUCAUCUUGUUCAAGUCAAAAGGAUUAUCAAAUAUGUUAAUGGAACUAGUGACUAUGGCAUUCUUUAUUCUCAUGAUCAAAAUUCAAGUUUUGUAGGCUAUUGUGAUGUUGAUUGA
This is a messenger RNA of Lotus japonicus, 372 nucleotides long. RefSeq lists its product as uncharacterized. The record is from RefSeq and is a predicted model, not a curated record. Lineage: Eukaryota; Viridiplantae; Streptophyta; Magnoliopsida; Fabales; Fabaceae. Bases 1 to 372 code for a protein of 123 amino acids. The transcript has a single exon.